This is a messenger RNA of Anolis carolinensis (green anole), 4014 nucleotides long. It is a transcript of the gene prr18, whose product is annotated as proline rich 18. The record is from RefSeq and is a predicted model, not a curated record. Bases 671 to 1312 code for a protein of 213 amino acids. The transcript has a single exon. NCBI's taxonomy places the organism in Eukaryota, Metazoa, Chordata, Lepidosauria, Squamata, Anolidae.
GACCGGUUGGCCCAUGAGGUCUCUUUCAAUUCUAUAAUUCUAAGAACACAUCAUUACAAAAAAUGGAGACCUAACAGGGGGUAUGAAAUCAACAGGGUAGGACUGCCAGAAGAGAGAGGACUGUAAUUCUAUUUCAAAUUCCAUCUGCUCCUUAAGCUGUGGGAGCCCUUCGGACAGGUCAUUCCCUAUUCCUGGGGCGGCCCGGGAAAAGUGUCAGACCUGGAAACGGGAUGCGGCGGGGAGGUUUGAUCCUCCUGCUUGGCCUGGGCUUCUGCCAGGGUUGUCAACCUGCGCGUGCCUCUCUAUCUGGAGAGCAUCAGAAAGACCCAGAGCGGGGCAGGGAGGAGGAGAGCAAAGGAUGAGCAACAUUUCACUUGGGAGAAAAAGAAGAACUGGACCGAGCGAGGGGUUCUAGCGCGGAGGCGUCCCUCCCUUUCCUGGCCGAGAGGGGCGAGUGUGGGCGGCUGCCUCCUGCCCGAAGCCCUUUCGCCUCCCUGGGGCCGCCCUCCCAGCUCCUCCUCCUCUUCGUGCCCAGAGGGAGAGAGAGAAAGAGACAGAGAAAGAGGAGAGGCGGCCGGCGCUGGUGUGCUGAGCGCCAGGGAAGAGGAGGCGAAGGAAGAAGGCGAGGAGGAGGCGGCGGCGGCUGGGGAAGGGUCUGCUGGGCGGCGCCAUGUCUCUGCCCCCGCUCCUGCCCUCGCCCGCCCCCCGCCGGGCCCCGCAGGCGCUCUCCCCUCCCUCGGCCCCGCGAAGGGCGCCUCCGUGCUCGCCGGCCAAGCCCCCUCGGAGGGCGCCCUUCCCGGGCUCCUGGCCCAGCUCGCCCGCCUCCCUCCCCAGGCAGGGGCCUCCGCGGCGAGGCGGCAGGGCGCCCCCUCCGGCAGCCCCUUCCUCCCCGCCGCCGCCGCCGCCUCCGCCGCCUUUCUCCGCCGGGAGAUUCUCGCUCAGCCUCCCUCCGGAGGCGAUCCGGGUCCUGCAGCGGCGGAGCCUCGAGGAGGAGAACGAGGAGAAGCAGCGGCGGCGGCACAAGCAGCGGCGCCCGCGCGGCGGCGGCAGCGGCGGCGUCGGGAAGAGCGGGCCGGAGUGGCGCCACCUGCUCCCGGUCUCCCUGCUCAAUGAGCGACACCGCUACGACGACGUGGAGUACGAGGAGGAAGGAGCGGGAGAGGGAGAGGAAGGGGCCGCGGGGAGCAGGACCCCCGCCAGGGACGAAGGGCUGGUGCGCAAGUGCACCGAGUGGCUGCGGGGCGUGGAGAGAGCCUCCGCCCGGGACCGGGCCGGGAAGCUGGGCAGCCUGCCCCACCUGGGCACCCUCUGAAAGCGAGGAAGAGCGCGCCGCGAGGAGGAGCGACGAGGCAGGACGGCUUUCCCGGCUCAACGGAGCAAGGGAUCCAAUGGCAGAGAGCGAAGGAGAGCCCACCUGGACAUUAGGGAGGACUUCCUGACCCUGAGAGCUGGUCAACAGCGGAACUCUCUGCCUCGGAGUUGGAUGGAGGCUCCUUCCUGACUGUAAGAGCAAUGGAACCCUCUGCCUUGUACUGUAGUGGAAGCUCCUUCCUUCAACCGAAAUUGGAUGGCCAUCCGUCUGGGGUGCUCUGAUUGUACUUUUCCUGCAUGGCAAGGGGUUGGACUGGAUGACCCCUGUGGUCUCUUACAACCCAAUGAUUCUGUGAUCAGGUUGGAAGCAUGGCUUGGGAAAGGGUCCCCGGGUGCAUCUGGACCAGAGCUUUCCAAACAUUUCUUUCCUGUUGGCGACACACACUUGAGAUGUGCAUUAUUUCACAACAUAGUCAUUCGCUUUUACUAACAAGUCAAAGGGCAGAUCAACCCCUUAUAAGGGAUACAGGUCAUACAUAAAUCAAGUGUGAUACUGUGUCGUUGAAGGCUUUCAUGGCCGGAAUCACUGGGUUGCUGUGUGUUUUCUGGGCUGUAUGGCCAUGUGUCAGAAGCAUUCUCUCCUGGUGUUUCACCCACAUCUAUGGCAGGCAUUCUCAGAGGUUGUAAGGUCUGUUGGAAACUAGGCAAGGGAGGAGGUUUAUAUACCUGUGGAAGGUCCAGGGUGGGAGAAAGAACUCUUGUAUGUUGGAAGCAAGUGGGAAUGUUGCAAUUAAUCAUCUUGAUUAGCAUUGAUUAGCCUUUCAGUUUCAGGGUCUGGCUGUUAUGGCCUGGGAGAAUCCUUUGUUGGGAGGUGUUAGCUGGCCCUGAUUGCUUCAUGUCUGGAAUUCCUCUGUUUUUUGAGUGUUGUUCUUUAUUUACUGUUCUGAUUUUAGAGUUUUUUUUAAUACUGGGAGCCAAAUUUUGUUCAUUUUCAUGGUUUCCUCCUUUCUGUUGAAAUUGUCCACAUGCCUGUGGAUUUCAAUGGUUUUUUUGAGAAUGCCUGCCAUAGAUGUGGGUGAAACACCAUGAGAAAAUCCUUGUGAAACAGGGCCAUGCAGCCUGGAAAACUCACUCCCGGGAUUCCAUAGCAUCUAGACAUGACAAAUUGGUGUCAGACUGCAUGAAUUUCACAGUGUUGUUGCAUCCUAUGUUGGAAGCAUAACUACUCAUGGUUUAGUAAAAGAAAGAGCUUAGACCUGCCACCGUCUCCCUUCCUUGAAGUUGCAAUGAUGGCGAAAGACCCCCUGAUGUUGGUGGGGAAAUCUAUGGCCCAUUCCAAGUGGCCUGAGUCUCCAUUACAAUUAUAACAGCAUUUGUAAAAAAAAAAAUGUUUUUGGUCAGAAACAUGUGAAGAAGAAGCAACUGGUGGCAAGGCUGUAGAAUUCACGACUUAACUGAUAUGGCUCAAGGCUAUAGAAUAAUUGGAAUCAGGGUUGUAGCCAAGGGGGGGGGGGGGGGGUAAGGGGUUUAAGCCCCCCGCCAAUUUUUCAGGUUUUUCUAAAACCUGAUUUACUCAUUGAUUUUAACUGAUUAACCAAAUCCUCAUGAGUGUCCACUGAAGUUUAUUGAUGGAGCCUGAUUUCCAAAUUAUUUUCCAUUAUGGAACUAUUCUUCAUGAUUCGCUAAAAAAAGUUUCAGCCUCCCACGCGAAUUUUUUUUCUGGCUAUGGCCCUGAUGGGAAUUGUAGUUUUAUAAGGUACUUUGCAUUCUCUAUCAAAGAGUGCUAGCGCCUUACCAAACUACAAAUCAUAUGCCAUAGCAUUGAGCCAUGUCAGGUAAAGUGGUGUAAAACUGCAUUAAUUUGACAGUAUAGAUCAGGCAUGGGCAAACUUCGGCCUGCCAGGUGUUUUGGACUUCAACUCCCACAAUUCCUAACAGCCUCAGGCCCAUUCCUUUUUCCCCUCAGCCGCUUAAGCAUUGAGCCAUGUCAGUUAAAGUGGUGUAAAACUGCAUUAAUUUGACAAUGUAGAUCAGGUAUGGCCAGAUUUAUUGGACUUGAACUCCCACAAUUCCUAACAGCCUCAGGCCUCUUCCUUAAGCAAAAGUGGCCCCCUUGAACAGUGGUUCCCAACCUUUGAUGUCAGGUUGAUUGAGACUUCAACUCCCAGAAGCCCCAUCCAGUGGGGGCCAAAGUGAUAAUUCUACAGUGUAGAUGCAUCCUUAGGGCUGACUUGGACUGUAGAAAAGGCUGAAUCUAACAGACAGUAGCUUUAAUAGAGCAAUGGAUGUAAUAGUCCCUUUUGUGUAUAGAUUUUUACAGUGCCUACCUAACCACGAAAUUUUGCCACUUUGUUUUCUUGGACUUAUUUUAGUAACAUAUCAAUAAUUGUUAGCUUUUAUUGUAUUUUAUACUCUAUCUGAGUUCCAGGACGGCAUAAAUCCUGGAAUUCUGUUUCUCUAACUUUUCUUCCUUGUUCUAGGACUCAAGACUGCAAAUGUUAUGAAGGAGUUUGCAUUUUACACCAGAGACUGUGGCAACACAGAUAAAGAUUUAUAAAACACAAGAAUGUGGCACAAAGUAUUGAGUAGCAAGAUCAAUUUUUUUAUACAGAGUGAUUACAAUGAAAAUGAAGAAUAGCACCGUGAUUUUGUAAAUUGGUAACAUUUCUAUUUAUUUGAAUAAACCUUUACAGUUGUUUGUGA